Messenger RNA from Salvia miltiorrhiza (redroot sage), 1835 nucleotides. Its product is annotated as AAA-ATPase ASD, mitochondrial-like. Gene Ontology annotation, molecular function: ATP binding; ATP hydrolysis activity. The transcript has a single exon. The coding region runs from base 156 to 1757 and encodes 533 amino acids. The record is from RefSeq and is a predicted model, not a curated record. Lineage: Eukaryota; Viridiplantae; Streptophyta; Magnoliopsida; Lamiales; Lamiaceae.
CACUUGAAAGAAGAAUAACCAAAAAAACAUUUGGUAAGAGAAGGGGCCCUACAACUGCAUUAAUUAAUUAAUACCUUUUGGACUCAUCCCAGCCUAUAUAUACCAGACACAGUUGAACAUUAAAAAAAAGAAAAAGAAAAAGAAAUAGGAAGACGAUGGCAGCUCCCAUGGUUGAAAUGCUAACCCAAUUGUGGUCUGUAAUCGGAGGGCUGAUGGUGGGCUACGCCAUGUUCCAGAACUACUUCCCCCACGAGCUGAGCCGCCCCAUCAAGCGCUACUCCAAGAAAAUCAUCAACUUCUUCUACCCCUACAUUCACAUCACCUUCCCCGAGUACGAAGGCGACGGCUUCGAGCGCAGCAAAGCCUACGCCGCCAUCAAGCGCUACCUCAACGCCCACUCCACCAGCCAGGCCAAGCACCUCCAAGCCACCGUGGUCCGCGACACCGAGGCCGUGGUUCUCACCAUGGCAUCCAACUCCAGCGAGGAGGUCACCGACGAAUUCAACGGCAUCAAGCUCUGGUGGGCCUCGCGCGAGACCCCGCCUUCCUCGCAGACUAUCUCGUGGGGCCCAAGGGAGGCCGAUAAGAGGUUCUUCUCCCUCACCUUCCACAGAAGAUACCGUGACGUCAUCUGCGAUCUCUAUCUCAAGCACGUGCUCGCGCAGGGCAAGGCCAUCACCGUCAGGGAGAGGCGCAGGAAGCUCUUCACCAACAACAAGGGCAGCGAUGGCGGCUUCUACAGCCGCCGGAGAUUGUGGAGCGAGGUGCUCUUCGAUCACCCCGCCACCUUCCGUACCUUGGCCAUGGAUCCCGGCAAGAAGCAAGAGAUCAUCGACGAUCUCAUCAACUUCUCGGAAUCUAAGGAUUAUUACAAGUCGGUGGGGAAGGCGUGGAAGCGCGGGUAUCUCCUCUACGGGCCCCCUGGUACCGGCAAGUCAACCAUGAUCGCCGCCAUGGCUAAUCUCUUAGAAUACGACGUCUACGACCUCGAGCUCACCGCGGUGAAGGACAACACGGAAUUGAGGAAGCUGCUCAUCGACACCUCCGGCAAAUCCAUCAUCGUCAUCGAGGAUAUCGACUGCUCGCUGGAGCUGACGGGGCAGAGAGAGAAGACGGACAAGGAUGGAGAAGACAAGAAGAAAGAUGAAGAGAAUAAGGAUCCAGUUAAAAAGAAAAUGGAGGAGGCCGAGAAGAAGAAGACGAGCGAGGUGACACUUUCUGGGCUACUCAACUUCAUCGACGGCCUCUGGUCUGCCUGUGGAGGAGAGAGAAUCAUCGUCUUCACCACCAACUACGUGGAGAAGCUAGAUCCAGCUCUCAUUCGAAGAGGGAGAAUGGAUAUGCACAUUGAGCUCUCCUAUUGCGGCUUCGAGGCCUUCAAGGUCUUGGCGAACAACUAUUUGAAGAUUGAAGAGCAUGAUAUGUUCGAGAGCAUCAGGCGGCAGUUGGAGGAAACGAAGAUGACGCCGGCGGAUGUAGCUGAGAAUUUGAUGCCCAAAUUGCGGGGAGAAGACAAGGAGAGGUGUUUGACGAGAUUGGUGAAAGCGAUAGAGGAGGCCAAGCUCAAAGCCAAAGCCGAGGAGGAAGAGAAAUUCAAGGCAGAGAAAUUAGCCAAAGAGGCAGAAGAAGAGAAGAAUAAGAAAAAGGCUGCCGAAGAAAAACAAGAGAAGAAGAAAGAAAAUGGUGAUGCAGAGAAGACCACCACCACAAAUGGGGUAGCCAAAGAAAAUGGAGUAGUUGCAGAAAAUGGUGCAUAGAAAAUAAAUAUUGUUCCCUCAAAAUAUUGUAUUCAAUGUACUCUAUCUAUUGCAAUAUCAGAUUUUUAUUUCUCUCUA